GCGCGCGCGCGCACGCUGAGGGAAACCUGCAAGCGGUACCGUUAAUGCAACGGCGGUGAAUUUCGUGCAACGCGACGGACGUUCGGGGUUUUUUUAACGCUACAUUUUACGCGAUCGUCGGGGAGACGAUACGAGCAUUUUUAUUUUUUAUUAUUUAUUUUUGUAGCAUCCUUUGCGGAGGAUUGAGCUGAUACUGGGUUUAUCCUUGCAGCAAAGCUGUGAGCUGAUGAGCAUCGUUGUAACCAUAUUGUCUUCGAGAUUGGUGGGGGAAAAUAACUUGACCGGAGAUGUCUGAUCCAAGGUGGACUGGGACCAGUUAAAGGCACUCGGGAAACUGCGUGAAACUGGAGGUCAUUUAUCCUAACAACCUGUAGGAUUGCAUCGUUGUGAGUAGACUAGGGGGAUGGCAUUAACCCAGCAGAAAAGGAAAGCUCUGUAAUUGAGAUUCGCAUCCAGCCUUCAACCGCUGCAACCGCUGUUUUUAAUCCGAAAAUUUUGAUCAGACAUUAAAAAAUAUAUUUUUUUAUUUCAUGAAUGAAACGCUUCUCCACCGACCACUAAACCAAAAUCAUCAAACAGAACGCUAACCGACGCACCGAUUACCCAUCACAUCGCCCAGUCUCAUCCUCAGCAUCUCUACUAAAUGUCUUGUCUUGAUGCAUCCCUUCGCCAUGUUUUAUCCCUAACUCAAGAAUUUCGCUGAGUCCCAUGCAAAGCAAUGGAGUGACCGCCACCUCCAAUGAGUGGGAUCUUCUCCAGCACCAGCAUCGCUCUCGCCUCUAUUCCUCUGAGUGAGCCCACAAACCACAGCCAUGUAAAGCAAAAGUUGCAGUACCACCACCUCCAAAAAAAUCCCACAACUGAAUGAAGAUCGCCGUCCUAUUGUUGGUCAGCCCUCGCAGCAAUGCCAGUGCGUGCCGUGACCUCCAGGUUCAUGUACAGGGGACUUUGCUCUAUUCCAGAAAUCCUCUCCUACAGGACUCCUGUCACACUCCCCGAGGACGAAGUGGAGGAGAUCCGAGAGGCCUUCAAAGUGUUUGACCGUGAUGGAAAUGGCUUCAUCUCAAAGCAGGAGCUGGGCGUGGCCAUGCGGUCUCUGGGCUAUAUGCCCAAUGAGGUGGAGCUGGAGGUCAUCAUCAAAAGACUGGACAUGGACGGUGAUGGUCAGGUGGGCUUUGAGGAAUUUGUAACACUGCUCGGUCCUAAACUCACUGCGUCCACCAUGCCUGAUAAAUUUCACGGAGCGGAUUUUGACUCCAUAUUCUGGAAGUGUGAUAUGCAGAAACUGACAGUGGAUGAACUGAAGAGGCUGCUGUACGACACCUUCUGUGACCACUUGACAAUGAAGGACAUUGAGAACAUCAUCAUGACCGAGGAGAGCCAUAUGAACAGCCCAGAGUGCCAAGUUGAUAUUGACACAAGCCCCAUGCAACAAGUCAAGCACACGUGUGUGCGAAAGAGUUUGAUUUGUGCCUUCGCCAUUGCAUUCAUCAUCAGUGUCAUGCUUAUCGCUGCCAAUCAGAUGCUCCGACGGGGGAUGAAGUGAACAGCCCAGAUCAGACCGGCUCUCGUCCACGUACGUUCCUCAGCGUCUUUACAUUUAAAGGACACAUUCUAACCCUUUGGGACAAACUUGAAACAUUACUAUCAGAUGAACGAAUAUGGUGGAAGAUGCAUGUUCCCGUCCCCUUUCAAACGCCUUGCAGCUGAUUUACUGACACAGUAGCGUAAAGCAAUACAUAGAAGAACAGGAUAACUUUGGUCGUUCUGUUUUCUUUUCUAUAAAGGAUGUUACCUCACUUUUGUUUCAGAAAAGUCCAGGGCAUUCGGAAUUCAUGACUGCAUCCAUGCCAACAUUCAUGCUUAUAUGGCCAUCUUUAUAUGGCUUGGAAGUCAGUUCCAUUGUGUGGUAUAAAUAUGUGACACAGCAGAUUUCAGUUAUAUAUUUUGCAAAUAAUUGAACAAAAAUCACAAACAUCACAUGUCCAAAGAAGUGACGCACUGAAUUCUGUCAUAUAUUCCAUUACACAGUUUUGUCUUUUGUCAAUAAUUGUGUUGAUUUGUGUUGUAAUCUGUUUCAAUUAUGUACAGUUAUCAUUUUAUGGAUAUUUAAUAACAGAUAUUCAAUGUAUCACUUUUCCAGUUUGUAAAGCAUACAGACAUUAUGAAUGUGAGAGACACAAACUGAUUUAGAUUAUUGUCACUUAACUCAAAAUUAACUCAUAAUUUAUUUAAAAUAAUAAAAAAAACAUAUAAUGGCUUUUGCAACAGUAUAUGUAAACAGCGUAAUGCAAAGAAAGUUCUAAUGAUGGAUAUAAAAAAAUAAUUUCAUCAAAGUUAAAUCAAGCACUUCUAUAUUUUUGAUUUAAAAGAACAUCAAGCAGCGGGCAUAUAAAACAUAGCUUCAUAAUAAGAUUACUUGUUUGUAUAAUUUGAGAAUGAUUUAUACUGGGAAAGUAAGGCUGCUAAAAGAUUCAUUAGUCAAAAAAAUAUCUAAAAAGUAUUAGAAAUUAAAUUAGAUUCCAUAUAUUUUCUACUUUACAAAACAAUAUCAUAAAAUAUACCUUAAGAUAUAUGUGUUUAUAAUAAGAAUACAUGUUUGGGCCAAUCACAGAAGCUAUUUUUUUAUUUAUAUAUUUUGUUCUAUAAAAAGAUCCAUUCAGUUAGAUUAUUUGCUUUCUGAAAAAUAACCACCUACUUUUCAGACAAACAGUUAUUCUGGUUUAGUUUUGUAGAGUUUUGGCUAGAACUAAAAACUACAUUCAAGUCUCAUUCAUUUAUUUAUUUAGUUUAUUUAUUAAUUCUAAUUUAUUUAUUAUAAUAAAAAGAGCAGUUUAGGAUUGAAUGUUUUUAUAUGAUUGACAGGCACAGAGCACAGAGCAUUGAGCAUUAAGAAAUUUGUGCCAUCAGCCAAUCAGCAUUAACACAAACAUUUCUCUGCAUAUCUAAGAUGCUCAUGACCUGAAGUAUUGGACUUAAUCAGUGGCUCAAACUUGCUGAAGAAAAACCUCCAUGAAGCAAAUAUAGUAUAGUAGCACCCAAAACACGUGUACUAAUGAGUCAAAACACCAUGACCACAGAAAAAGCAAAUAGAAUAGGAACAGUAAUUGUUAAGGUCUAAAAUUAGGCCAUGGUCUGUAUUAGAUGAUCAUGAUCAUGAUGAGACAGUUGCUUCUCAUAGUUGAUGUGUUGGAUACUGGAGAAAUGGGCAGUCAUGAAGACCUAAAGUCACUUUGACAAGAGCCAGACCACAAGGGCAGUGAAGGCCAUCCCAUCUGCUCUGAGCUUAGAGAGGCCCUAGUUCUGCACAGGCCACAGACAUUGAUGGUUUAUGGGCUGUGCAGUUCAGUCAGAUUGUCCACGCUAUUCUCACGAUCCACAAUCAUAAUGAGAAUGUGAGCAUCAGAACUUGAAGGUCACGUGGUCUUUAUUUUACAUUAAAUGGAUAGUUAAUGAACUGCAGGAGGAUACACUGUGAGAAGUAAACAAACCAGUAGAGCUAAUGUGAUGCCCUGGGCAAUGUUCUGCUGGGAGCCUGGCAUUUGUUCAAACCAGUGACUGUGGAAAACUAGAAAAUCUGGACACUGUGGUUUCUUUCCUUUCCGUUCUGUAGAAAUGAAGCCCAUAUUUUCUGUCACAUUGCUGAAACCAGUGUAAUUUGGUAGAUUUGCCCCCUUCUUCCAGACUAAGUGUAUCUCAGAAUGCAUUCAUUGAGUUUAGAGUGCAGCCUAUAGGACCAGAAAGAAACUUGAAAAUCUGGACACUGUGGUUCCAUUCUUUUCCGUUCUACAGAAAUGAAGCCAAAAUUGUCCACCACAUUGCUGAAUUUGAAAUUUGAAAUUU
Molecule: messenger RNA, 3843 nt
Organism: Astyanax mexicanus (Mexican tetra)
Lineage: Eukaryota; Metazoa; Chordata; Actinopteri; Characiformes; Acestrorhamphidae
Gene: cabp7b
Product: calcium binding protein 7b
Exons: 5
Coding region: 905-1546 (213 amino acids)
Molecular function (GO): calcium ion binding
Source: RefSeq, a predicted model, not a curated record